UCUCCUCCCCUACCCACCACCAUUAACCGCCUCUGCGCCACCGCCUGCCUCUGCUAAUCAGUCGUCAUUUCCUCCCGUCCAUUAAUUAAGCUGCACUGAGCGGGUGAGUGAGUGAGUGAGUGAGUGAGAGCAGAGCGAGGCCUGAUGCGGCAGCGGCAGCACGGGGAGGAGCACCAGGAGCUGUUCGUGCAGUGGAGGCCCUGCGACAAGAAGAGGUCUUAGGCCCUCCGCCGCCCAGGUAGUGAGUAGAUUCGGAUCCAUUCGUGCGUAAAGGGGCCAUCUUUUUGGCCGGCCCGGGCGUUGAUUCGAGGGGGCAGUCGGAGAAAGGAGGAUUGAUCGGAAGAUGAGCGUGUCCGUGGGGAAGACGCGGGUGGGGAGGUACGAACUGGGGCGGACGCUGGGGGAGGGCACCUUCGCCAAGGUCAAGUUCGCAAGGAACGUCGAGACCGGCGAGAAUGUCGCCAUCAAGAUCCUCGACAAGGAGAAGGUCCUCAAGCACAAGAUGAUCGCCCAGAUAAAGCGCGAGAUCUCGACCAUGAAGCUCAUCAGGCACCCCAAUGUUAUCCGGAUGUACGAGGUGAUGGCCAGCAAGACAAAGAUAUACAUAGUGAUUGAGCUUGUCACUGGUGGUGAACUUUUUGACAAAAUUGCUUCACGUGGAAGGCUGAAAGAGGGCGAUGCAAGGAAGUAUUUCCAGCAGCUGAUCAAUGCUGUCGAUUACAGUCACAGCAGAGGUGUCUACCACCGCGAUCUGAAGCCGGAAAAUCUUCUGCUUGAUGCUAGUGGCACACUCAAGGUGUCGGAUUUUGGAUUGAGCGCACUACCUCAACAAGUCCGAGAGGAUGGUCUGCUGCACACAACCUGUGGAACUCCCAAUUAUGUAGCUCCCGAGGUUAUAAACAACAAAGGUUAUGAUGGAGCCAAGGCUGAUCUAUGGUCAUGUGGAGUGAUUCUCUUUGUCCUCAUGGCGGGAUACCUCCCUUUUGAAGAUUCGAACCUCAUGUCACUUUACAAGAAGAUCUUCAAAGCAAACUUCAGUUGCCCGUCUUGGUUCUCCACCAGUGCAAAGAAGCUCAUCAAGAAAAUACUAGAUCCCAAUCCUAGCACUAGAAUAACUAUUGCAGAGCUUAUUAAUAACGAGUGGUUCAAGAAGGGUUAUGAGCCUCCUAGGUUUGAGACAGCAGAUGUUAAUCUGGAUGAUGUCAACUCUAUUUUCAACGAAUCCGGCGACCCAGCACAGCUUGUAGUUGAGAGGCGAGAAGAAAGGCCGUCAGUGAUGAAUGCUUUUGAGUUGAUUUCUACAUCUCAGGGCCUCAAUCUCGGCACACUCUUUGAGAAGCAAAAUGAUUCUGUUAAGCGAGAAACACGAUUUGCAUCAAGGCUUCCUGCAAAUGAGAUACUAUCAAAAAUCGAAGCUGCAGCAGGACCCAUGGGCUUCAAUGUACAGAAGCACAACUACAAGCUGAAGCUGCAAGGAGAGAAUCCUGGAAGGAAAGGUCAGCUGGCUGUUGCAACAGAGGUUUUCGAAGUCACGCCAUCGCUGUACAUGGUUGAGCUCCGCAAGUCUAACGGCGACACCCUCGAAUUCCACAAGUUCUACCACAACAUCUCAAAUGGCCUCAAGGACGUCAUGUGGAAGCCGGAGGGUGGCAUCGUCGAAGGCGACGAGGCACAUCACCGGAGGUUGCCCGACCUUCUCCCGACUCCGACCGCGAGCGCGAUGCGCGAGGAGGUGCGGAGCUCGUCGGCGGCGCCCCCCGACCCGCCGCCGGCGCGCUCGGCCUCGAAUCCACCCACCCCCGUCGCCAGUUCUGCUGGUGCUUCAUCACCUCCUGGACAGACUAAUGUAGCUAGCAUAGAUUGGUUGGGUGGUGAUCAAGUGUCCAAAGUUGGAUCAUCUCAUGUUGCUCCACAUGUUUCUCAGCCUUCUCUAAGUACUAAUGCUGCUGGAACUGCUGCAAAUUUCUUUGAACCAUCAUGUAGACCAUGGGAACGAGGCGACUUGCUUUGUCGACUCGCCACAUUUAAGCCUUCAACAUGGGCUUCUAAGCCAAAGGCUGCUAGUUCGCUGGCUUGUGCUCGAAGAGGCUGGGUGAACAUUGACAUGGAUAAAAUUGAGUGUGAGUCGUGUGGUGCACAUCUUAUAUUUACUGCAUUGACAUCCUGGUCCCCUGCUGAAGUUGCAAAUGCUGGGGAAGCAUUUGCUGAGCAGCUUGAUGCAUCUCACCAGAAUGAUUGCCCUUGGAGAGGGAAUAGUUGUGCUGAUAGCCUAGUCCAGUUCCACAUUACUCCAUCAGCUCUUGUUGGUGGUUUCAAAGAUCGCUGUGAUGGAUUGUUGCAGUUUAUAUCUCUUCCCGUUAUUGCCUCAUCUGCAAUUGAGAGUAUGAGGCUCACUAGAAGCGCUGAAAUUGAUCAUGUCUUAUCCCAGUCAGUUACUAUUUUGUCUGGGGAGCUUGGAUACAAAACAGACAGUACAACAGGAAUUGAUAUCAAUCAUCAAGAUGAGACAUGUGGCUACUCUCAAGCACAGAAGCUUAUUAGCCUUUGUGGAUGGGAGCCUAGGUGGCUUCCAAAUGUUCAAGAUUGGGAAGAAAAUUCAACACGCUCUGCUAGAAAUGCAGGCUCAACUGAACCAAAUGAUCAGUUUCAUUCCCAAUUUUCUGAGCAUCAUCAAAAUCCGUGCUCUGCAUCAGUUAAGAAAGAGAAGGGAAAAGGAAAAAUGCGUGUCAAAGAUACUGGAUGCAGCAUGAGAUCACCUUUGCUGGAUUGCAGCUUAUGUGGAGCUACAGCGAGAAUCUGGGAUUUCAGAUCUGUGCCACGCCCUUCUCAUUUUAGUCUCAAUAACUUUGAUGUGCCUGACACAGGAAGGAAGCCUGUGUUGACACGUGGAAUUAGUGCUACAAGUGGGAUCAAUGGAGGGCUUGCUGAAGGAGCAGAGCGAGAUAAUGUUGAGGGACGUGAUGAGGCAAGUACUGAUGACAGAAAAUCUCUUUCAAAUGCUCAGGUUGACCUAAACCUGACAAUGGCAGGAGGGUUGCCAUCAAAACAUUCUGUAAUGCCCCUAAUGCCUGAACAUUUCAAUUAUGGAGGAAUAGGAAGAGAUCUGAUGAUUGGGCAGCCUACCGGAAGUGAGCUUGGUGGCCAUGCAGCCUCAUUUGAGUCUCGAGGUCCCAGUUCAAGGAAGCGUAACCUGGAGGAAGGUGGGAGCACAGCUGAUAAGCUAAUAAACAGGCUUCAGCCUGCUGACAGCAUAGAAGGAACCGUCAUUGACCGCGAUGGUGAUGAAGUUGAUGAUGCUGCACAAGAUUCUGGUACUCGGAGCAAAAGGCCUCGUGGUUUUAAUCUUUUUGAUGUCAAUCGCCCAUCUUCUUCUGGAGCUGGUCCCAGCAGAAAUUUAAGCUUUGAUCUGGAUAUAGAUGUCAAUAGGUUUGAUACAUCUAAAGCUGAAGGUCCAUCUGCCCUUCAAAACCCAUCUGCAAGGGACUCUAUGAGGGCAUCUUCAGUUAUCGCGAUGGAUACUGUUCAUGGUGUGGAGGAAAAUUCAAUGGAGAGUGUUGAAUACCAUCCAUGUGAUGGUGAUGAUGUUAAUAAGCCUUCUAGGGCACUCAGGAGUGAUGGAAUGAGCGAUACAUUGGAUUUCAAUUAUAGCAACCAAGCACAGCAAAGCAAUUUUCUACAGCCUGCUGCUGAAAGUAAUGCAAGAGAGAUAGGAGGGAGUAGUAUGAAUGGAGGGGAAGAAGUGCUCAAUGCAGAAAUGGUUCCUGCUUUUGCUAGAGAUCAGCUUAGCCUGGGAGUUAGUGGUGGGAGUGUUGGGAUGGGUGCUAGCCAUGAAGCUGAAAUUCACGGGAUUGAUGUUUCUGAGCAUAAAACUGGUAGUGUUGUUGGAGACGUGGAUCCAAUUCCUGAGCUCAUUGAGACUAUGGGCCACACUGGUGAGUCAGCCCCUGGCCCUGGCUUGAUGGAUGAAUUUGUCCCUGAAGAAGUUGGUCGAGAAGAUCCUAAUGGUGAUAGCCAAGAUAUUCGAGCUGACAGUGGCUCGAAAAUUUGUGGUUCAACUAGAGCUGAUUCUGUUGAGAGUAGAGAGAAGAUGAGCCAUGCCACAGGUCAAGAAAAUAGUGCACAUCCUUCCCUUUCUUGCAAUGCAAGAGUUUAUUCUGGCAUUGAUGCAUCUAAAGAGGAGGUGACUGGCACAAUGUUGAUUAAUGAUGACUAUGAUCCAGGAAAUGGAGCAUCAAACGGAGAAAAUGACUAUGAAACAGAUCUUCCAGAAUUUGACCCAAUAAAGCAUCACAACAAUUACUGUCCAUGGGUAAAUGGAGAUGUUGCUGCAGCUUGCUGUACUAAUACUAGUUCCAGCACAAGUAGUACGGCGCUUUCUGGCUGGCAGCUCACAGUCGAUGCCAUCGAGACGCUACAGUCUCUUGGUCAAGCCCAAAACCAAACAAUGCAGUCGGAUUCUGCGGCUUCACUAUAUAAGGAUGAUCACAUCGCGCCUAGCCGGAAGCUACUGAAAAGGGCAAAGCACAGCAAGUGCUAAUCGGCGCUCCUCCCAUACAGACGUACGUUUGGUUUUCAUCAAACCUGUCAAGCUACAUUUCUGUGCUCGAAUCGUUUGACUGCGUAAACCUGAACAGAAUAGUUUAUUGUUUAUGAAACUAGGAUUUGGUGUCUGGCGUAUACAAGAUGAGCUCAGAAACCAAGAUGGGGCUUGUGUGCAGAUGAUCGGGUUUGCCCCGCAUCUUGCCAGGCUGUGUGAGUUUGAUUGUUUUUUCUAUUGUUCUGAAAGAUGAUUUCAGGUCCUUUGACUCAUUUUUUUUUGGGCGACGCUUUGAUGCAGUACUUAGAUUUUGUCAAUGGCUUAGUGUUAGUGAAUAAAAUUCACAAUUCCGACUUUUGUCAUACCUAUAAUCAACAUUGCAAAUAGAGAGCGAGGUAGAAAUUAUGGUGUACCA
Phragmites australis (common reed) is the source of this 4952-nucleotide messenger RNA. RefSeq lists its product as uncharacterized. Gene Ontology annotation, cellular component: nucleus. The record is from RefSeq and is a predicted model, not a curated record. The transcript is spliced from 21 exons. NCBI's taxonomy places the organism in Eukaryota, Viridiplantae, Streptophyta, Magnoliopsida, Poales, Poaceae. Gene Ontology annotation, molecular function: ATP binding; protein kinase activity; zinc ion binding. The coding region runs from base 344 to 4537 and encodes 1397 amino acids. Gene Ontology annotation, biological process: protein phosphorylation; signal transduction.